Messenger RNA from Zea mays, 630 nucleotides. RefSeq lists its product as uncharacterized. The transcript has a single exon. The record is from RefSeq and is a predicted model, not a curated record. Gene Ontology annotation, biological process: negative regulation of cell population proliferation. NCBI's taxonomy places the organism in Eukaryota, Viridiplantae, Streptophyta, Magnoliopsida, Poales, Poaceae. The coding region runs from base 191 to 310 and encodes 39 amino acids.
GCAUGUGGGGGUAUGAUGUCCUUUUGAUAUGGCAUAUCCUCUUUGCUGUGUGCCCUCUAUAUAAAGCCAUUGCCUGCUGCAUUCCCUCUCAACAUACCACUGCACUACAGCAGGUUGCCCAGUUCUGCACCCCCUUCUUCCUUCUCUCACUUGCAUUGCACACCGAAAACCUCUUCUUCGUCAGGCAGGCAUGAAGCUUGGAGGACAAGGGAGGCAGAUGGGGAGGCUCAACAGGGCCUUCAGGGAGAAAAGGGCAAGGUUCUACAUUUUCCGCCGCUGCGUCGUCAUGCUGCUUCGCUGGAGCGAUUAGAUAUUGGUCUCCAUGGGAGAUGACUUCCCCUCCAUUCUAGAUGUUUUUUAUUUUUUUGGUUUGGAGCUAGUAUCCAUUUUGGUAGAGUUUUAGAAUUUAGGCGUAGUUGCUCACUUGCUCUGUACAGGAUGGCCGGCCGUGUGCUGGUUCGAGUGGCAAUCUUUUUUGUUUUCUUUGCUUGCAUGUUGUUUCAGGCAAGGGUGACUGAUCCAGCUCUGUGGUCUGAGAUUGCCAUAAUUUGUACUGCUGAAAGAAGAUUGGUAUGAAAAAUAUGUUGUUGUUAACGGUGAUGAUUGUGCCAUGAAUAUAUACUUUCCUAA